Alternaria atra is the source of this 423-nucleotide messenger RNA. RefSeq lists its product as uncharacterized. Gene Ontology annotation, biological process: protein folding. NCBI's taxonomy places the organism in Eukaryota, Fungi, Ascomycota, Dothideomycetes, Pleosporales, Pleosporaceae. The coding region runs from base 1 to 423 and encodes 140 amino acids. The transcript has 5 exons. The record is from RefSeq and is a predicted model, not a curated record. Gene Ontology annotation, molecular function: GTPase activity; GTP binding. Gene Ontology annotation, cellular component: cytoplasm; microtubule cytoskeleton.
AUGCUGUCGAUUUUGCGAAAAGCGCGUCUCAAGGACAAGGAGAUGCGAAUUCUGAUGCUUGGCCUUGACAAUGCAGGAAAGACGACUAUAGUGAAGAAGAUCAUGAACGAAGAUGUGAACAGCGUCAGUCCUACGCUUGGAUUCAUAAUCAAGACGAUUGAGUACGAUGGAUACAAACUAAACAUAUGGGAUGUUGGCGGCCAGAAGACACUGCGGACGUACUGGAAGAACUAUUUUGAGAAGACAGACACGCUCAUCUGGGUCGUUGAUGCAACUGACCGCGAGCGGAUAGACGAUUGUCGGCAGGAGUUGGCGGGGUUGCUGCUGGAAGAGCGCCUUUCCGGAGCAAGCCUGCUUGUUUUCAAAAACAAGAGCGACGUCGCCGGAUCCAUGACGGAAGACGAGAUUUGCGAGGUGGGUUGA